AUGAAUGGAUCGAUCAAAUCAGUUCCCGGAGAGCCGCAAGAAGUGCAAGUGGCUGUGUUGAACUCGACGUCAGUCCGCGUGACGUGGAAGCCGCCGAAGGAGAAGGAGAAGCACGGAGUCAUUCUCGGCUACCAGUUCAACGUGCAAGAGACGCGGAAAACGCGCGGGGAGAAGGUCAUCAGUGAUCCAGGUCAUUAUUUGGAGCUGAAUGGGUCGGCCACGGCCUUUACCAUAGCCGACUUGCAGCCGGACACCAAGUACCAGGUCCAGGUCUCGGCCAUGACGCGAAAGGGUGACGGCGCGCGCAGCAAAAUCAUCAACUUUGCCACGCCCGGCGGGGUUCCGUCCAGGCCCACGCUGAAAAUUAGACUUGCGGAAGGGACCUCAAACGGGGUAUCGAUCGAAGCCUCGUGGUCUCAGCCGAAAGAAACGUUCGGAAAGAUCGUGGGAUGGCGACUGAAAUAUGGCAAAAGAUUGCCUACGCCUUCGCAGCAGCUCUUCGGUGUAUCGCCGCAGGCAAAGCCGGAAGGUCAGACUGACGACAUGGACGAACUUUCAGCUACUCCCACACAACCACCGCCGAUUACUGAAAUCAACAUUGAUAAUCCGGACGAAACUCGUUAUGUGCUCCAGGAACUGGAAAAGGGAUAUGAUUACGAGUUUCGUUUGGCUGCGAGAAACGCGGAGGGUCAUGGGCAGGAAUCGGUUGCCUACAUAACGACCCCCGAUGGACCCCCGACCGGCCCACCGACGAACAUUCAGGACCACACCAUCACUCCGGACAUCCUCGUUGUAACCUGGGAUCCACCGGAAAUGCCGCACCGGAACGGUCGCAUCAUCGGCUACACGUUGCAGUUCCACAAACGUCGAGAUGACUAUUUGUUCCUGGAACGAAACGUCACGAACCCGAAAGUUGUGAUCCAGAGUUUAGAAGAGGAUACGUGGUACUAUUUCCGAAUUCGUGCGUAUACUAGUCGAGGGCCGGGUCCCUGGUCGGAAAAUGAAAGCUUCAAGACAAUCCGUGAGAUAGUGAGAGCCCCUUUGAAUGUGCGUGCCAUGGCCACGUCUGAGUCUUCUGUCGAAGUCUGGUGGGAAGAAGUGCCUGGAGCAGAACGAAUUGUUGGCUACCGAAUUUAUUACACCAUGAUGGCGACAGAAGACCUGGACACGUGGUUGCACAAAGAUGUUCCAGCUACAUUUUCCGCCGAAAUUCAGAACCUUGAGAGGCACACGUCAUUCGCGAUCAACGUCGCGGCCAAAACGAAAGAGGGUUAUUUGGGUCGUCUGAGUGAAACAAUCACGGUGAAGACGAAGCCUCAGGACGUGCCGAUGUGGCUGGUGGCGGACAGUGUGUCGACCCAUACGAUGGACAUUCGUUGGGAAGCCCCGCGUGUCAUGACACCCAUGCAAUACCGGAUUGCCUUUGAUGCUGUGAAGGAGUUCGUCGACGCCGGUGGAAUGACGCAAAGGCGGAAGAUUCCUGCGCGUGUAAUGCUCGUUGGCCCAGAUGUGUACUCGAAGCACAUCGAGGACCUGACCCCAUUUACAACUUAUUCGGUGAAUGUGACAGCCAUACCAAAAGACAGCAGCUUUCGACCUCCAGCUAGGAUUCAAGUCACGACUAUGAUGGCAGCACCAAAAACGAUGGUUAAACCGGAUUCUCUUGGAGUCACUACAGAAGGAUACAUAUUCCUGGCUUUGCCUCAAGCUUCCGAAGAAUAUGGACCAAUUUCACAUUAUUUUCUCGUUGUUGUUCCGGAGAGGAAAAAUUAUCCGUUUAAGCAUCCUGACGCAUAUUUGCUGGAUGAUUUGAUAGUGAACAAAGGGAGGAGCAAUCCGUACUUGAACAGCGUGAAACCGGGAGAGUUCGAAGAAGAAGAAGAGCUGCCAUACAUCGCCGCGAAAUUCCUCAAUCGUGAUAUUCCGGUCGAGUUUUACCUGGGCAAUAACAAAACGUACAAUGGCUUCUGGAACAGACCACUGAGCGCCGAACUUCGGUACAAGAUAUUCUUGAGAGCCUUCGUCGACACUCCUCAGAAGACGAAUCUGUACGGUAAUAGUGAGCUUUCGGACUUCAUGAGUCUGAAAAUGCCACUAGUACACCCAGGCCAGAAGCUGCCCACUCGUCCUCCACCUUCGUCCCCGCACGUAGACCCCGAGGGCAUCGGCCACCCGGACAUGACCCCCUACGGAAUUGACGGUGUCCAUGCCCGUUCUGCUGACAAGGUCUGGAUCAUCGCCCCUGCCGUUUCCGUCGUUCUUCUCGUCGCCCUCGUGUGUGCUGUUAUUUUGCUACGGCGGCGUCGCGGUGCCCCGAAGGAGCACGACGCUGGUCGUUCGGCUGUAGAUAAACCCUUGCUGGGUAAUGAGCGAGGAGCUGUGAUUGCCGGUGGAAUCGGAGGGGGGUCGGCGUAUGGGGGUUCUUUGGGACGAGCUGGAUCGUCGCUUGGAGGUGGAAACUACGACUACGCGCCUGGAGGACCCUCGGAUCCCGUGGAGUUGAGGCGCUUGAAUUUCCAAACCCCGGGCAUGAUGUCGCAUCCGCCCAUUCCGGUGUCGGAGCUUUCGAAUCACAUCGAGAUGCUGAAGGCCAACAACAACACACUGUUUUCUCAGGAAUACGAGUCGAUCGAAACUGGACAAUUGUUCAAAUGGGAAAACUCGAGCAUGGAGGUGAACAAGCCUAAGAAUCGUUACGCCAACGUCAUCGCUUACGACCACUCCCGGGUUAUCCUUGAACCAAUUGAUGGCAUACCGGGCAGCGAUUAUAUCAACGCGAAUUUUUGCGAUGGUUAUCGGAAGCAGAACGCGUACAUCGCUACGCAGGGUCCCUUGCCGGAAACAGUUUCAGACUUUUGGCGAAUGGUAUGGGAGCAACGAAGUAUGACGAUCGUGAUGAUGACCAAGUUGGAAGAGCGAGCGAGGAUUAAGUGCGAUCAGUAUUGGCCAUCGCGUGGAACUGAGACAUAUCAUCCGAUUAUUGUUUCAUUGGUUGACACCGUGGAACUCGCAACUUACAUCAUCAGAACUUUUCAAGUGCAGCAUUUAAACUACAGUGAAAUACGGGAAGUUCGGCAAUUCCAGUUCACGGCUUGGCCUGAUCAUGGUGUACCUGUGCAUCCUACGCCAUUCCUGGUGUUUUUGAAGAGGAUCAAGGGGUUGAAUCCCAGUGAAGCUGGUCCUCCGAUCAUUCACUGCAGUGCUGGCGUUGGAAGAACUGGAGCAUACAUCGUCAUCGAUUCGAUGUUGGAGAGGAUGAAGACAGAGCACACAGUUGACAUUUACGGUCACGUUACUUGUCUUCGGGCCCAAAGGAACUACAUGGUGCAAACUGAAGACCAAUACGUGUUCAUUCAUGACGCGCUGGCGGAAGCCGUGAUUUGCGGUAAUUCGGAAAUACCUGCGCGAAAUCUGCAGCUUUAUGUGCAGAAGUUGUUCACGCCUGAACCCGACGGCCAGAUCCCGCUGGAAUUAGAAUUCAAGCGUUUGGCGAAUAUGAAAGCGCAACCGUCGCGAUUCGUGUCGGCGAACAUGCCGUUCAACAAGCACAAGAACCGGCUAGUCAAUAUUCUCCCUUAUGAGAACACGAGGGUGUGUCUGCAGCACAUCAUGGGAAAGGAAGGAUCUGAUUAUAUCAAUGCAUCUUACAUAGACGGCUACAAGUAUCCAAAUGCGUACAUAGCCACGCAGGGUCCCCUUCCGGAUACAGCUGAAGAUUUCUGGAGGAUGCUUUGGGAGCAUAAUUCCACGAUCGUCGUGAUGCUGACGAAGCUAAGAGAAAUGGGCAGGGAAAAAUGCCAUCAGUACUGGCCAAAUGAUCGCUGCGCCCGGUACUCUUUCUGCGUCGUGGAGCCGAUAGCCGAGUACAACAUGCCCCAAUACAUCCUUCGCGAAUUCAAGGUCACGGAUGCCCGGGAUGGACAAUCGCGAACAAUUCGCCAAUUCCAGUUCACGGAUUGGCCGGAACAGGGAGUGCCCAAAUCCGGGGAGGGGUUCAUCGACUUCAUCGGCCAGGUGCACAAGACCAAAGAACAGUUCGGUCAGGAAGGACCGAUUACGGUGCACUGCAGUGCCGGUGUGGGACGGACCGGGGUGUUCGUCACGCUUAGUAUAGUGCUCGAAAGGAUGCAAUACGAGGGUGUUGUGGAUCUGUUCACGACCGUACGAAUACUGCGAACGCAGCGUCCUGCCAUGGUCCAAACCGAGAAUGGAGGAGAUCUCUUACUGAUGAGCUCGUUGCUUAGUCUCUCCGAUUGGGUUCGCGAGAUGUGGUCCAAGCGGAACGUGUUUCUCGUUGUUCUUCUUUCCGGUUUAACACAAAUACUAGGUGCGCCACAAGGCCAAUUGUCAUCGCAGCGUUGUCGUGCGCCGAAUGUUUGCGUCGAGCUUUGUCUAUGUCGGAAAGAAGAUAUUGUUGCACCCGAUGACCCCUUCGCAUUGAUCGUGAUCAAAGAAGCCUUUUCAUCGUCCAAUGAUUCGUCCAACCCUGUUGAUAUCUGCUUCGCUGAGAUUGGGUUCAGACAAGAUGGAUCGGAAGUAGUUCCAGUCGGCCUCUGUCCGGAAACUGCAUCAGUUUGUUGUAGAAAUCCUCUGUCUCGCAAGAAGGAGCCUCCAACCGAGCUUCAUACUUCGAGUAAAGAUGCGGUAAACGAUUUCUGGUCAGCGUGUGGAAGAGUCAGAAGAAAUGGACCCGGUUAUGAGAUCAAAUUUUCGAAAGCAACUCCGGGAAUUGAUUUCACAGAGGCUAAGCCGUGGGAAUUUCCGUGGACCGCCGUCAUAUUGGAAAAAUUUAAGAAAACCUUGCCCGAUGGACAGAAUUUGGAUGUUUUCCUCGGUGCUGGGUCCGUGAUUAAUCCGAAAGUAGUGCUUACUGCCGCAACAAAGCUCAUGAAAUUCAGGGCAAAUGAAAAGAAGGAACUCGUAGUUCGUGUCGGAGCGUGGGAUUUAUACGGAAGGUCGAUCAUCAGCUCUGACGUCCCUCACCAGGAUCUUUUCGUUGAAAAAAUAAUUUUUCAUCCGGAUUUCCAACCAUUUGGCCAAUAUGCCAACAAUUUGGCGGUGCUCUUAUUGAAAGAGUCCAUCAGUCCAUUGCCAAAUGUUGGUACAAUCUGCCUUCCGGAGCCUGGUGGUCAUCUCAUCGAGGGAUACGAAGAGUCCUGUAUCGCCACCGGUUUUGGCACUCCAGAUAAGGGAAUCUCGAACAUCAUGAAGAAGGCGUAUUUGAAUCUCAUACCUAAUUCCGAGUGCAACGCUGCUCUGAUUGAAGCCUUAACCUACCCUGACCUCGUUCUUCAUCGGGGAUCCGUCUGUGCUGUUGGUAGCAAUGGUUUGAAUGACACUUGCAAGGGUGACGGUGGAGGUCCUUUGGCUUGUUUGAGCAAAGGAACAGGUCGUUGGACGCAAGUUGGAAUAACAGCUUGGGGCGUUGAUUGUUCUGGAGCACAUCCCGGAGUGUACACCAAUGUUCUGUAUUAUCUUGACUGGAUUCACAGUGUUAUCGUUUGA
This is a messenger RNA of Notodromas monacha, 5505 nucleotides long. Lineage: Eukaryota; Metazoa; Arthropoda; Ostracoda; Podocopida; Cyprididae. The record is from the annotation of a GenBank genome assembly.